AUGUACUGGCGAAAACAUCUUAGAAUUCUUUUCAUUGUGACUCUGAUGUGGCAGGCCAUUCAUUUAGGAAAAGGCCGUGAAAAAGAAGAACUUGAAAAAAAUGUGAAAAAUGUCAGCACCACAGCACAAAAGCAACAGCCUAAGAAUUCAUUGACAAUUAUAGAUGCUUUCAGUGACAUGAAUCAGAGUUACCAAAGCAGAAAGCAACAAGGUUCCAGGGAAUUUGUACCUUUCACUGGGAUUACAGAGAGUAAAAAUCUGAACAGGAACUGCUGCCAAAAUGGAGGGACCUGCAUCCUAGGGGCUUUCUGUGCAUGCCCAAAGCAUUUUAGUGGCCGACACUGUGAACUAAGAAAGUGCGGCAGCAUUGCCCAUGGCGACUGGGUGAUGAAGGGCUGCUGGCUGUGUCGGUGUCUCUAUGGCACUCUGAAGUGCCUCUCUCAAAACUUGCAAGACAACUGUGAACUGAGAAGGGAAGAGGAAAUUAUCAGACUGUAUUCUAAUGGCCCAAGAUUACAGCAAACAAUGUCUGCACUGAUUUGCCUUCUCACCUUGCUCCUGGAGCUCUGCGGCUGGCAGUUGUGA
This is a messenger RNA of Centrocercus urophasianus (Greater sage-grouse), 585 nucleotides long. Its product is annotated as cryptic protein. The transcript has 6 exons. NCBI's taxonomy places the organism in Eukaryota, Metazoa, Chordata, Aves, Galliformes, Phasianidae. The record is from RefSeq and is a predicted model, not a curated record. The coding region runs from base 1 to 585 and encodes 194 amino acids.